This is a messenger RNA of Helianthus annuus (common sunflower), 3196 nucleotides long. RefSeq lists its product as uncharacterized. The coding region runs from base 189 to 2795 and encodes 868 amino acids. The record is from RefSeq and is a predicted model, not a curated record. Gene Ontology annotation, cellular component: nucleus. The transcript is spliced from 8 exons. Gene Ontology annotation, molecular function: zinc ion binding. Lineage: Eukaryota; Viridiplantae; Streptophyta; Magnoliopsida; Asterales; Asteraceae.
GCUCCUCCGGUGACCCCUUACUUUUCCCCAAUUCUCCUCCUCCUACCGCUGCUGCCAGGUCUAAACCCUAACCCUAAUUUCCCCCCCUUCAAUUGCAACUUUCUUCCUCACCUUUUACCAGAUACUGUUCAAUUGAUUGCUAUCUGUGUCGUGAAUUGUUGUUUUUGUUUAGGGAUUUUGGAUAUUUUAUGCCUUUUGGUUCAAUUAGCUCUGCUGGAGCAUCAUCACCAGCUGUUGCCACCAAUGCUGGUAGUGCUGCAGACUGGUUAGGUCAUGGUCAGGGGUCGAAAGCUGGUUCACUUUCGCGAGUUAGCUCACAGCCCAUGUGGAUCUCGUUGAGUACGAGUGCGGGUGGUUCGGCUCUUGGUUCGUCGAAGCCUUCAUGCAGACCAUGGGAACGGGGUGAUCUUUUAAGACGGUUGUCUACUUUCAGUCCUGCUAAUUGGUUUGGAAAACCUAAGGCUGCUAGUUCACUUUCUUGUGCUAGACGAGGUUGGGUGAAUGUAGAUGUUGAUACGAUUCAGUGUGAGGCUUGUGGGGAAAAUCUGACAUACGAUGCACAAGAUUCAUGGGCUCGUACAGAAGGUGAAAACGGUGAAGAGUUUGCUAACCUGCUGGACGAAGGACAUAAUGCCACCUGUCCUUGGAGAGGAAACAGCUGUGCCGCAAGCUUGGUUCAGUUUCCUCCGACCCCACCAUCCGCUCUGAUCGGUGGUUACAAGGACCGUUGUGACGGACUGAUUCAGUUUCCGUAUUUACCCGUUGUGGCUAAUUCGGCUCUUGACCAGAUGAAGCUUUCUAGAGGUCUAGAGAUUGACCGAUUUCUAGCCCAGUCGUCUGGUUAUCCGGCAGACAUUAUGUCUGAUUCGGAAAUAAGCAUAUAUUUGCGUGCUCAGAAGUUGAUAAGUCUAUGUGGAUGGGAGCCGAGGUGGCUUCCAAACGUUCAAGAUUGCGAAGAGCAUUCGGCUCAAUCAGCUAGAAACGGUGGUUCGUUCAGUCCAAUUAAAGAUUACGACCCGUUACAAGAUCGAGGCCCAAACAAGAAACGUUUCUCUAACUCAACUAGAAAAGGCUCUCGAGUCAGGUCAAAGUUUGAAUCCGGAUCGUUGCUGCUGGAUUGUAGCUUAUGUGGCGCGACAGUGAGGAUCUUGGACUUUGUUCGUGUCAAUCUUCCCGCUCGUCUUGCUCCAAACAACAUCGAUGUUCCCGAAACGAGUAAAAAGAUGGCGAUAACGCGUGGAGUAAGUGCCGCUAGUGCCAUUAGCGGGUGGGUGGCUGCUGAUGGGGCGGAAGAAGAGCAGACAGAGGACGUUGAUGAAGCGGCAAAUUCGAACGUCAGGAUGGAUUUAAAUCUUACGAUGGGGAGUGGAUUUUCGACUGGUCACGGGCAUAAACGACCGAUAUCUGAAUUAUAUCAAGAUGUGAAUAUUGGUCGCGAUCUAGUCAUCGGGCAGCCAGCUGGCAGCGAGGUUGGUGACCGUGCAGCAUCAUAUGAAUCCCGAGGUCCCACUACUUUCAAACGGAACGUUGACGAAGGUGGGUCCACUGUUGAUAGACCACACGGGCUGAUUCGCCAGGCGGAUAGCGUCGAGGGUGUCGUCAUUGACCGUGACGGCGACGAAAUCAACGACAGCAAGACGUCCACAGGCCCGUCUAAACGAGCCUGCGAGUCGUCAUCCGGUGCAGGUCCCAGUCAGACCUUGUAUUUCGAUAUCGGUCAGGCCGGUCCGUCAAGCCAUGGCCAUGAACACGCAGCACGCGCUUCUUCUGUUAUCGCAAUGGAUACGAUUUGUCAUAGUGAAGAUAAUGAUUCUAUGGAAAGCGUCGAAAACCAUCCGGUGUUUAUCGAUGAGGUCAACUACCCGUCCACAUCAGCGAUUAACCCUGACCCGAACGAAACUUCCGACAUGAACCAAAGCAUCCAGGCUCAACAAAGCACGUGCCCGCCUGCGGUUUGGGUCAACAGUGAAAUAGGCGUUAGCAGCACUAACGAUGACGAAGUACUGAAUACCGAAACCGCCAGGGGUUACAUGCGGGACCGGGACGGUCCUAGCUUGGCGGUUAGUGGCGGUAGUGUCGGAAUGGCUGCGAGCCAUGAAGCGGAGAUUCACGGUUUGAUUCAUAGAACUGAAAGUGUUGUUGGUGACAUGGAACCGGUUACUGGUGUGACGGAGAAUCAAGGUCAAACCGGUGAGUUUGUUCCGGAAGAAAUGCAACAAGAAUAUUCCGGAAGGGGGGAUAGUGGGUCGAAGGUUGUUGGUUCGGUUAAAGGUGAAUCGGUUGAGAGUGGUGAGAAAACUAGUGAUUUAAAUCUGUUACCACAUGAACAAAACUCACACCCUUCUCUUUCUUGCAACGCGGUUGUAUAUUCGGGCCUUGAAGUAUCAAAAGAUGAAGUGAUGCAGGCCCGUAAGUCGUCUCCUAAUGAAGAAUAUGGGUACCCAAGUUAUCCACCAGCAAACGGGUUAGGGCCGCCAAAUGGAGAAAGCAAGUUUGAAGAACCUGUUGAGUUUGAUCCAAUCAAGCAUCAUAAUUUUUUCUGCCCUUGGGUUAACGGUAAUGUUGCUGCAGCUGGUGUUAUCAACAGUAAUAACGGUGCUAGUUCAAGUUCUAGUGCUUUAGCCCUUUGUGGGUGGCAGUUAACUUUAGAUGCUUUAGAUGGCUUUCAAGGGACUGAACAAAAUCAAACGGUUGAAUCCGAAUCAGCUGCGUCUCUGUACAAGGAUGAUCAUCAAGGUUCUGGUAAAAAACUCAUGGCACGCCAUUCCUUCAACAGAAACCGUGGCCAAAGUUAAAAAUAAAUAUCCACUGUCUUGUGCAGCCGUAGCUACAAGGAAAACUCGACAACUCUUUCCAAGGCUCGUUAGACAGAGUUAACCAUUUUAGUUCCUAGUAUUUAUUAGAACCAUCAGAAUUAUGAAUGUCUUUAGUGGUAUAAUUAAUAUUGCUAUUUGAAUUUUUCACCUUUGUUUCUUCUUUUGAUGAUCCGUUCGAAUCUAUUAUGAUGUGAAGAGAUUUUUGUGAUUUAUAGAAGUAUAAAGUGGACUCGGUUUCGGCUGAUAGGAUGAUGAUGAUGAUGAUGUAGCAAGAAUAGAACUGAAAUGAUUAAUUGUUUGUGUAUUUGACUCGACUUGUUUACAGUGUAUUUUGAGGUUUCUUUGAUCAAUUAGUGACUGGUAACUUGGUGUUCAAGUUU